This is a messenger RNA of Hyalella azteca, 1454 nucleotides long. RefSeq names its product glucose dehydrogenase [FAD, quinone]. Bases 1 to 1194 code for a protein of 397 amino acids. The record is from RefSeq and is a predicted model, not a curated record. NCBI's taxonomy places the organism in Eukaryota, Metazoa, Arthropoda, Malacostraca, Amphipoda, Hyalellidae. The transcript is spliced from 11 exons. Gene Ontology annotation, molecular function: flavin adenine dinucleotide binding; oxidoreductase activity, acting on CH-OH group of donors.
AUGCAGCUCUUCCACAUCAAAUUAUGUCAAGAGAAACGUUACAACGCUCCUGACCUCUCUACUAUCAACGGGGAGCGUCACUCUGCAUCGGAUGCUUUCCUAAAACCAAACUUGCAUCGGCAGAACCUUCGACUUCAGUCCCACAGUCAAGUCAUCAAGAUACUGAUCAAUGGUGGUCGCCGAGCGAUUGGUGUGAUGUACAUCCACAACGGAAAGGUGAAGAAAGUUUACGCCAGGAAGGAAGUCAUCCUGAGUGCCGGGGCCAUCGACUCCCCCAAACUACUUCUGCUCUCAGGCAUCGGUCCAAAGGAACAACUUCAAACACAUGGGAUUCGAUCAGUGGUCGACCUCAAAGGCGUCGGACAAAAUUUUCAAGAUCACCCUUUGGUGGCAGGAAUCUCCUACACCACGGAGAGGAACGCCGAGAACCUCAUCCCAAUGAUGUAUGGCGGGAAUUCGCAAAGAGACUACAUCAGAAACCGGACUGGCCCGUUGAGUGUGCCGUUUGGAGUCGUUGGAUACUUCACAGUGAAUCUGGGAGUCGACCCGGACCCUAACGUAGAAGAUACCUUAUUUUUGUUCCAAUCCGUGUUGAUGGGCACUGACUUCGGUCUCGUUGGGGUCUCUACCUACGGAUACACCCGCGAGGUUUUCCAAGACUAUUUGCGUGAGCAAGGCGGUAGAACUGGGUUCGUCAUUACAGUUAAGUUAAACUGGCCCAAAAGCCGUGGCUCAGUCUCACUGCGCUCGAAGAAUCCCAUGGAAGCUCCAGUGAUCGACCCGAAUUACUUGAGUCAUCCCGAUGACGUGGAGAUGCUGUUGAAAAGCAUAAAGUAUGCAUUGAUCAUCGGCAACACCACGGCACUGAAGGAUGGACUGGGAGCCAAGCUUUACGAUAAACCACUGUUAGGAUGCAAGCACCUCAAGCACGGCUCUGACGACUACUGGAGGUGCUUUGUCCGCCGCAUGCUGUCCAUAGGCUAUCAUCCCAGCGGCACCUGCAAGAUGGCGCCCCCGUCAGACCCUGAUGGCGUGGUCUCCCCGAGACUCAAAGUUCGAGGCGUGGAGGGACUACGCGUCAUCGAUGCUUCAAUCAUGCCACUAAUCACAUCAAGCAACUUGAACGCUCCUACCAUGAUGAUUGGGGAGAAAGGCGCCUCCAUGAUCAAGGAAGACUGGGGCUACGUCGAGUAGCUUCAUUAAUCGAGAACUGUUUGGAACUCGAGGCCAAAUGCCAAACAUGGAACUCUUUCACAGGCAUCCCUCGUCAGCGGUGAUCCACUCAUUAUUAGCUCACUCAUACCUCCAGCGCGAAAUGUAAUAUGUAUUGAAGCGCUGGUAAACAUUUUAUUACUAAUACAUUAUAAGCUCGCUCAUCCAACUAUGAGAGCUUACAUGAAUAGUUAAAAUUAUAAGAUCUAGCAGCGUGCUUCUUCUCAGUGGGCAUUAUAUUA